Schistosoma haematobium is the source of this 4801-nucleotide messenger RNA. RefSeq lists its product as uncharacterized. The record is from RefSeq and is a predicted model, not a curated record. The coding region runs from base 3891 to 4418 and encodes 175 amino acids. NCBI's taxonomy places the organism in Eukaryota, Metazoa, Platyhelminthes, Trematoda, Strigeidida, Schistosomatidae. The transcript has 7 exons.
GAAAGUAUUCAAAAUAAUGUCCACAUGUCUUACUCACCGUUGUCGCGUUAAAUAAGUGUGUUGUCUCUAGCAUUGUCGGUCAUUUCUACGUCCACUAUGUUGAAUAAUUAUCAUGAUAUGGUUUCAAUUAGAGACUGAAAUUUAAGCUGCGACAUUAAAUGUUAAUUCAUGGUUUACAUUCUCUGAAAUCUUUCGAUUUCUUAGAAGGAGGGAUUUAAUUAACUGCUGGUUUAAGUUUCUGCUAUGGAUCAGCUGGCUUCAUAUUCUGUGGUUAUAACCCAAUCAACUGAUAAAGGGCGAAUAAAGAGGGACAAUAAAGAAAUAAGAGGAACUUUCCGUUACGAAACAAAGAAAAAGUGAAUGGGAAACGCUCCCAGAAGCCUCCUUUUACUUUUUCAUGGAGAAGUAAUGUGAAACUUACUCUUUUGUCUUUCUACGUCCGAAACGUCGUUGAAUCGUCUAGUCUUCGUCGAAAUGCUCACCAAAUAGCCUACUUUUCGUCUAAGCACUCACCAACCUUUUUUUUUGCUUUGGCCUUGGUUACACGCUUUAUUUUCUACCUCCAACCUAACUCCGAAUGUCUCCUAUGUUCGCCUUUAUUUCCACAACAGACCAGAUGAGGACUACAAUUGACCUUAUUAAAAUAUUGUACAUGGUUAAAAAUAUUAGCAAUAAAUAACACUACAUUUCACUCCGGGAAAUAAUAACACAGAUGCUCAAGCACUGUUCGUUGUUUAUUCUCAUCGUAAGUACAAAGUCCUAGUGUCAUUUACAAAGAUCUGCGAAAGUAAUUAGAGGUAAUAAAUUAUUGUGUAAGAAUGUGUCCUAAUUGAUAAGUGUAUGUAAAAUCAAACAAACUUUCACAACAUACACUUCAUUAGUUCAAGAGUUCCACGUGCAAGUUAGGAAUCCGGUACAUGGUACCUAAAAGCUUUAUUGAACAUAAAAAGCAUUUCAAUAAUAACUUUUCUUAAACUUCAGUGUUACCAUUUUGAACUAAAAUAAUCUUCCUGUCAAUUUUGUAGUUGAAUAAACACAAAUUUACAACGAUAUCUAACUGCCAUAGUUUAUUAAACAACUAUCAAUCUAAAGUAUGACUUACGGUUACGUUCACUAAUAAGGAACACUGCAUUUUAGAACAGCAUUAAAGUUAUAACUUCAAAUUGGUACAUACAUGUCCUGGUUUUCUUCCGUGACGCUUUUGUAUUUCGUCUCUUACGUUGCGAAAGUACCCUUAAGUCACCUUGUCAUACAGUUUAGCUAGUUGUUUUUCUUUGACAGAUGUCGAUAAGAACAGCGAUUUUAGUGCAUCUAAUGAUUAGAAGGUAAAAAAUAUUCUGACUUUGUACGCUGCUAUAAAACUUGCACUUCUGAAGUACUCUUUGAUGUAGUGCCUAGUAUUGUGGAACGGCUGGCAUAUUCGAGUGUCAUGACGAAUAACAAAAUAUAACACGUAGACUUUUUCGAAUUAUUAUCCAUUAGCCGAGUCACCAUGGCCGUUUGGAAUGUAAAUGAAUAAUCCAAUGAAUUUAGUAGACUUACAGAUUUGUCCUUCAUAUCUUCUUACUAAACAAACGCAUUCAACGUUCACAGUUCCUCUUCAGAUGAAAAAGAGAACUGCAGACUUGAUAGUACGAUAUUAAGUUUCCGUAGUUCUUCACGACCAUCAAACUUAGACAUUGGUUGCACAAUGUUCGCACUCAAGUCUGAUAUAGCUGGUGAUAUAUUCUGCAGUAAAACAUGCAGUUUGCCAAAUCCUAAGCGUUUACUUCAAUCGAGCACGUGACUUUCCCGGCCGAAAACGCCCUGCCCACGCACUUCAACCUUGACGUUGUGGAGGGAGUCUCAUCCAGCUGCGUCGAACUAGUUUAUCAACAUUUUUAAAUAUAACGCCUACUUCGGAAUUGGUGAGUUGUGUGUCUGUCUUUCUGUGGGUAAUAUCAUAGCGUGUUUCUUGUUACAGAUAAUCCUAGGUAAUCAUUUGCUUAAGUAUAAAGCAGUUUGAUAUUUUCUAUAUAUCACGACAAGGCUUCAAUGACUUCAACACUUUUUGAAUUCUACAGGACUUGAAUAGAAGAAGUAAUUGUACCGUCAAGACAGUAAACUAGGCUUUUAUUGGGAUAUGUUAAAGUUAUAUGAGGUAGUUUUUUUAUUAUUUUGAAGGAUAAGAUCUUACCAUAAUUUAUAUUUUUCUCAGCUACUUGGGAUUUUAAAUAAAUGGCGUAAUAUAUUUGGCGUUCUAGGUCAACAAAGUAUACUUUAAUAAACUACUCUAUGUUGCUAGUUGGUUAAUCAUAUGAAUAAUUUUUAUCUGGCUUUUGUUUUGCGAAAAUGGGUUUUAUUUAUAAACAGUUUAAGGGAAUUUGUGAAAAUCGAUCCCGUUAGAUGUUACACUACACUACUGGCGCUAGUUAGUUCGUUUGAUACACAGCUUGCCACAACCCUCAUGGUAUUAGUAGCAAACACCAAGCCAAUAAAUUAUCCGCGAAUCUCAAGCUAUUUUGAAAUAAUAUCUUUCGAAAAAUUAGAUUUAUAUGAGCUGUAUAAACAACAUUCUUCGAACCGAGAUAUUAGGUCAAAAACCAAUAGUGUUAAACCAUGAGCAGUUAAUCAACCCGAUUUUUACGAUCGUUUGACGAUGAAAAAUAAGACAAAUAUUUAUGAAUAGAAAAUACAUUUUUGGCCUUGUGAAAAACUCUGAAUAUCUUGAUCAGUCAUUUGUAUCCUAAAUUCCUCCAUUGUUAUAGAAAUAACUCCUAAACACUUUCUCAGUGGCAGCCUUAAGCGGUACACAGUAUUGCAGUUCUUUAACUUCUAUACAUUAUUAACGGGUUUAAUUACUUUGUAUAGUAGAACAAGGGACUUUUAGAUGCCUAUUAUUGAUAGUCAUUUAUCUUUUUAUAUACGAAGCAUCUCACUAUUUAGAUUCAUUUAUUUUAUAAUGUUUUCAUUGGUAUAUCUUCUAAAAUUAUGAAUCUGUUUAUUUAAAAUACAUAAUGAAUAAUCACUUUCAUUAUCACACCUAUUAGUUCAGAAAGCCAAAUUAAAAACAAUGAUAGAAACAAAUUCGGAAACCACAAUCUCUUCGAAGGAUAUAGAUUUGCGUAUAAAUUUGACCAACCCUGCUGAUAAUGAAAAGGGAUCACUUCACGCUUACCAGAAGAGAUGUCUGUCAUCCAACAAAGAUGUCGACUACCGAACUUACUUGCCACGAGUUCAAAUGGAAUCUAUACGGAAAGAAUACUGUCUUACUGGAAAUCCAUCAUUUAUUAAAACUUCGUGUGUUACCGCAUAUGAAUGUAAUCAGCCUUUCGUAGACAGAAAAUGGUAUUCUUCACAACAUAGUGAGCAGUCCUUAAAUCUGAAAACUAAUGGUUCUGCGCGAUCUAGUCCUAACAAUUCGCUACCUGAAAGGAAGUGGCAAGAUGAACAGUCCGAUUCGUUCAAUCUACCAACAAUUAAUGUCCCCGUUUAAAUUCUACUGCUCUUCUGCCUACCCCUUUCACAAAGCCAUUCAAGGCGUCUGAUAAUCCGUCUCAUUGUUAUCGUCAACAGAAUUCGACUUGAUGUUUGCAACAAUAGUGUAUGACAAAGACAGUAUGGAAAAGCCCAUAAAUAUAUUAUGCUUAAUAAUUCUAGAAUAAAUAACAAAUUUUUACUUUAACUCAGAGUACUCAGUUACAGCAAUCUUCCUAAUUUCAGCUAGCAAUUCAUUUUCUGUGCGCUCAAGUGAAAAUGUCAUACCGAAAUUAACUAACAACCUAUCUGUUUCAAAGAGUAAACGGACAAGAUCAUUGCUGAAAUACUGGAAUAGUUUUGAUCCUGAGCAAAUCCAUUACGGUGUACAUCGCUCCCAUUCACAUAGACAACAGCAACGUAUUUUCAGUCCUAUGGCUAGUUUAUGGAAAGCUAUGCAAAAUCAAAGUCAAAUAAUGGUUAUGACUCGUGGUUUAAAAGAGCCUCGUGCUUCAAUUAUUGGCAAUUUAAUUGCUUUUGAUCGUUAUUGGAAUUUAAUUCUAAAGAAUGUGACUGAAUAUUCUGUUCAUCUUCCGAAAUCAGCUUUGAAAGGUAAUGGAAAACCGGGACGAAGUAAAAAGCGACGGGAACAACGUUUACGAAAGUUUCAACGAAAUAAUAACGCUUUAUUUCAGUUGAAAAAAUGUUCAAAUUUAUGCCAUUCUCCAUCUAAUCAAACUGGUGUUCAGCUGAAAGAUAACCAACCAUUAGAAAUCGGACAAUUAUUUCCUGAUCAGUAUGGCGAUCAUGAUCAAGAUGGGAUUGUGGAAAAAGAAGCACGUGAUGAUGAAAUUAGUAGAUUGAGACCUUUUCGUCUACUUGGUAAAUCCCCUUAUCUGAUACAAAUGAUCAUGAUGAUCAGUCUGUCAAAAAAUGUGAUCAGAUUAAUAAAAGUGUUUUAGUGAAUAUUCAUAAUCAUUUAGACGAGAAUAAUAAUAAUUGUUUUUAUCAUAAAUCGUCAAAUUGGACAUCAUCUAUGGUUAAUUUGAAUGAACGAAAUAUGUCUGAAUUGUCUGAUAUCUCACUUUGGUAUAGUUUACAAACUCGUCGAAAACAUCCUUUCACUGAAAAACAAGAUAAUCAACAAAAUGAAAAAAUUCACAUAGAUGAUGAUGAUGACAACGAACAACAAUUAUUUAUUCGUGGUGCUAAUAUCAUUUUAGUACGAAUUAUUUCUGAGAAUUAAUUACAAAAUUGAACGAAAGAAUUGAGAGAAUUCUCCGUCGUGUUUUUUGUUUGCUUUUCCAUUCAAUCUCAUCCUAUUUGUAAUUUUGAUUAAAUGAAU